AGCAGAAUCCGACGAAAUUCAUUACUCUCUCUUUCUACUGCUUCACAAUUGAAAUAAAUCUGACCAAACAUACAGAAAAUUUUACAAUAGAAAUUGUAUCGUAACAGAAUAGGAGAUGUUACUAUUACUAUUAUCGAACUGUCAGAAGAAGUAGUAGUAGUUGAUAUGGACGUACCAUUGAUGAUGAGGAAAAAGAGGAAGAUAUGCGAUAAUUAUACUCCGGUGGUGAGUUCUGACACGUAUGAACCGGACGGGAGUUCAAUGUCUUGUUGCUCAAGCAACUCGAAAUCACUAGAUCUAGAUGAAAAGUAUGGGGAAGUUGCAGAGAAAGAGGAGAAGUCGAUUGAAGAAGAAUACGAAUCGGAGAAAAUGCCUCCAGUGGAAGAAUUUGACGAAAUAGAAUUGAACGAAAUAGAAGAAUUCGGCGAAGAAAUGGCUUCAGUGGAAGAAUUUGACGAACUAGAAUUGAACGAAAUAGAAGAAUUCGGCGAAGAAAUGGCUUCAGUGGAAGAAUUUGACGAACUAGAAUUGAACGAAAUGCCUUCACUGGAAGAAGAAGCAGAAUUGGACGAAAUGCUGCCUCCACUGGAAGAACCAGAGCCUCCACUAAUUCCGACUACAGAAGAACUUGAAGAGUUUUUUACAAGACAUGAGCAAAGGAUAUCUACAAGGCUUCGACAAAAUUACAACUUCGACUUUGAGAAGGAGGAACCAUUGGAAGGUCCUUUUGAGUGGGUCCCGAUACGAAAAAUGAAAUUUUAGGAUUCUUACAAAUAAUUGGUAGCACUAGCUAGGUUGGCUAGACUGCUUAGAAUAACUUAAUUAUUCAAUUUAAUUUAAUCUAUGGUAGUACAUUAAUUACUUAGUUCUAGUAAUUUUUAGGUGGUCAUUGUUUUCUCUUUUCUUUUAUAAAUGAUUUAAUUGAUGGACUUA
This is a messenger RNA of Solanum pennellii, 933 nucleotides long. RefSeq names its product cyclin-dependent kinase inhibitor 1-like. Gene Ontology annotation, cellular component: nucleus. Gene Ontology annotation, molecular function: cyclin-dependent protein serine/threonine kinase inhibitor activity. Gene Ontology annotation, biological process: negative regulation of cyclin-dependent protein serine/threonine kinase activity. NCBI's taxonomy places the organism in Eukaryota, Viridiplantae, Streptophyta, Magnoliopsida, Solanales, Solanaceae. The coding region runs from base 166 to 762 and encodes 198 amino acids. The record is from RefSeq and is a predicted model, not a curated record. The transcript has 4 exons.